CCAUAAUAUUUUAUUCAUUUAACCCACCCACCUCCCUUAUUAAAUUAAUAAAACCCUAACGUCACUCUCACCUCUCUCUCCUUAUAACCCGUCCCUCUCACCCUCUCUCUCCUCAUUCUCUUCGGAUCCCUCUCUCCUCCUGUCUCCCUCUCUCUCCUCAAGAAAUCUCUCUGUUUCUCUAAAAACCCUAACCUUCUCCGCCCCUGUUCUUCGUUUUUUUUGGUGAGAUCUCUCAGAUCUUUGGGGUUUUCGCUCAAAAUUGUUCUCAAACUUUAACCGGAACGACAUUCCGGUGAGAUCCCCUCUAGUUUUGUCCCCUUUGUCGUCCCAAAUCCCGGUUGGUAAUCGAUUCUCUGGUGAAAUUUUUUUGGGGAUAAAAUCGGAGUUUUAUUAGGGUUUUAUUAAUUUCUUAAUGGGAUCCUCUUCCUCCAAAUAUCUUCCGACUUAUUCGGUUGGUACUUCUGGGCAACGAAUUCCUGACUCAAACUGUGAUUGGGGCUCGAAAUGCAUUUGUCCCAACAACGAGCACUCGUAUUCUGGCGAGUAUCUGAAUAAUUUGAGGUUGGCCCAGAAGGAGAACACGAGUACCCGAAAUUAUCUCAAAGCUUGGUUUGAGAAAAUGGAAGUGGAGCCUGGUGAAGAGGUGGAGUCCAAAUACGACGAUCGAGUCCCCACACCAGCAGAUCUGAGAUUCUUUGGAGGAGACGAAUCUGAUGAGGAACCCAAUCACUCUGAUUCAUUCGACCUAUACUAUGUGGGUGAGUGUGAGAACACAACUGCUGGUCCAGAGGUUUCUGAUGGGCAAUGUUCGGUUUCGUCCCCAAACGUGAAGGAAGAUGAAAUAAAAAAAAAGCCACCUAAGGGUGUUGAUGAUGCUUAGAGAUAACAUUUUGGGUUGCUUCAUCAUCAUCAUAAUCUGAAUCAGAGUUCGUCCCGUCUCCUUCAUCAUCGGAAAAACCGAGGAACUCGUCCUCCUCUUGAUCUGAAGCCAUUAAUGUCCCCUUGCUGAUUAAUUGUAGUG
Molecule: messenger RNA, 1021 nt
Organism: Spinacia oleracea (spinach)
Lineage: Eukaryota; Viridiplantae; Streptophyta; Magnoliopsida; Caryophyllales; Amaranthaceae
Exons: 3
Coding region: 413-880 (155 amino acids)
Source: RefSeq, a predicted model, not a curated record